This is a messenger RNA of Rubroshorea leprosula, 1595 nucleotides long. The record is from the annotation of a GenBank genome assembly. Lineage: Eukaryota; Viridiplantae; Streptophyta; Magnoliopsida; Malvales; Dipterocarpaceae.
ACAUAAACAAGACCAACCUAAAAAAGUUGUUGUGGCUGCACCUACAUUCGCAAUAAUCAUCCCCAAGGAGAUGAAUUCAGCGGCUCCGCCACCCCCUCCACCGCCACCUCCGCUCUCCAAAACCAUCCUCCUUGGGAAGUACCAGUUGGGAUGCUUCUUGGGGCGGGGCAGCUUUGCUAAAGUAUACCGGGCUAAGUCCCUGGUGGAUGAUUCUGAGGUGGCUAUCAAAAUUAUAGAAAAAUCGAAGAAGGUGGAUUCCACCAUGGAGGAUCGGAUUCUCCGGGAGGUUGCGGCGAUGCGUCGCCUUCAGGACCACCCUAAUGUUCUAAAAAUUCAUGAAGUUAUGGCGACGAAGACCAAGAUUUACCUCGUGAUGGAACUCGCCUCCGGUGGUGACCUCGAAAAGGUCCUCAGACGCGGCCGUCUCAAGGUGUCCGACGUCGGAAAGUACUUUUCUCAACUCGUCUCUGCUCUUUGUUUCUGUCACCAAAAUGGGAUUGCUCACCGUGAUGUGAAGCCGCAGAACCUUCUGCUAGAUCAGAAUGGAAAUCUCAAAGUCUCCGAUUUCGGACUCUCUGCUCUUCCAGAGCAGCUCAAAAACGGGUUGCUCCACACGUCGUGCGGGACCCCUGCUUUUGCUGCCCCGGAGGUCCUAAUGCGGCGCCCCUACCGUGGUACAAAAGCAGAUGCGUGGUCUUGCGGAGUCAUCCUCUUCAACAUGCUCACCGGGUCCCUCCCGUUCGAUUACAGAAAUCAAGCAAUCAUGUACAACCAAAUGUGCCGGCGGCAAUAUGAAUUGCCAUCUUGGGUGUCAAAGCACGCAAGAGACAUAAUCGGACAGCUUCUCGAUCCGACCCCGAGUACCCGACUGAGCCUGGAAAGGUUAAUGGAAACUUCAUGGUACAAGAGCUUGGUGCCUAAACCGAAACGGCAAAGUAUAUUUCUUGGGCGGAAGUCGAAACAUGAAAUCGUCUGUUCGGAGGUGAAUGCUUUCGACAUAAUAUCUCUGUCGUCGGGGCUGGACUUGUCAGGGCUUUUCCAGGGGGAGAAAAGGAAGGAGAAGAGAUAUACCUCAACAGCCUCGGUUGAGAGCGUGGUGGAGAGGGUGAGGGAGGUAGGGGAGAGGUUGGGGUACAAGGUGGAAAGUGGGAAAAAGGGGGUUGUUGGGUUGAGGAAAGGGAGGGUGGGGUUGGUGGUGGAGGUGACAGAGGUGGCGAAGUCAUUCUUGUUGGUGGAAGUGAAGAUGGCGGAGGGUGGAGCAGAGUUCCAUGACGGCCGGUGGAGAGAUUUGGAGACAGAACUUGGAGAUAUUAUUGUUUCUUGGCCCAGUGAUGCCAUGGAGUAAAGUAGAAGCUAUAUUGUACAAUGCUGUGUUUUGUUUCUAGACAUGUAUAAGGAUUUGAUUUGGCUUUGAUUGAUUGUAAAAUAUUCUACGAAAUUAAUUCAUGGUUAAUUUUAGUUUAAUUGAAGUUUCUGUUAGUUAAUUUCUUGACUGUCUGCAUGAAUUCUCAGAAAUAUGAAGUAGAAAUUGAAAGUAAACCAUUCCAGCAAUGGGAACAUUGUAUUCAUUCCAGAGGCAGAAAGUCCUGAACUUU